UGCAAGAGGUUGGAGGAGGAGCGAGACGAGGCCGUGAAGAAACUCAACGAGUUCCAGCAGGUGUCUCAGAUGGUGGUUGAAGAGGUCAGUGCCAUUCAGGAGAACCUGGAGAUCGAGAAGAUGUGCAGAGAAAGUGCCGAAACUUUGGCCUCCAAGUUGAAUCAUCAAAACCGCUCUCUGAAGAGGAAGAGCAUGAUGAUGAUGUCCCACCUCAGCCCUGAGACCAUCACAGAGAUUAACCUCGCAGAUGAUGAAGACGAGGGUGAAGACCUAGGGUCUGCCAGCAGAGCUUGCCUGUCCCCCAUCAGCAACGCCGUGAUCUCAGAUCUACAAAAGAAGUUGGAAGUGACACUUAAGGAGAAGCAUCAGGUGACGUCUGACCUUGAGUCAGUGAGAGAACAGCUAAGAGAUGCCAAGGAUGAAUUGAUGAAAGAGAAACACGAUAACACUGUUUUAAUUGCUGAGAGAAUUCAACAAAAGAAGCUCCUGGAGAAAUACACCCGAGUAUCUCAAUUUGCUGUGGAAGAAUAUGAAGUGUUGGAGGACACAUUAAACCUGGAGAAAAGCCUGCGGACAGAGGCAGAAAACUUUGCCAGAGCAAUGCUGGUUGAGCAAAAAAGGCUGAAGAGACAGAGUGAAAUGUUGAUGCAGAACUGCUCGUCAAGUCAAGCUGCACUGGAAGCCCUCGGUCAGGUGGCGGAUCUGACCAGUCAGCUGGAGGCUCAGAGGCUGGAGCACCAGAACCAGAUUAAGCAGCUGGAGGAGAAACUGAAGGCUUGUGAGGCUCAGAAGGAGAUAACAGCAUUAAGACGCAAACUGGACCUCUUGGAGGAAGAGAAGAAAGAGAGCAGUGUCAAAUGCUCCAAGGCCGAACAGGAAGUCAAAGAUCUGCGUUUCACAGUUGAGGAGCUCCAAAAGAAGCUGCAGGCUGUUACCAACCCACCCCCAGCUCCAGCUCCUCCACCUCCACCACCACCUCCACCCCCUCCGGCUCCAGCCCCAACUUCCAACCCCCUCAGUGCACUGCUGUCACUAAUUCGAAAGAAAAAAGACCCCAAUGAUGACAUCCCACUGGUGGGCACGGACUCUGCUAAAACACCAGAAGUGGAUGUCCGGCAGCAGGCAGUGGACGAAAUGAUGCAAAGAAUAAAGAAAGGAGUUCAACUUCGACCCGUCAACCAGUCACCAAACAGGACCAGGAGAAAGAUGGAGAGGCUGCCGUCUAAUUCUGCCAUUCAGGAACUUAAAGGAAUCAUGGAGAAUUUCAACAAACCCCGCCACCAAUCAAAGGCCACGCCUUCUUCGGCGAACCACAAUGACGAGGACGAGCUGCAGAAGAUCCUGCUGAGGCGGAGAGAUGCUCUAAAGGGCCCGACCCAGUGAGAGUCUCCAUCCCGUUUCUGUCUACCUACAUUGUGAGAGGAGCCACAGCACUGAUCCCAGACCAGGAUCCGGGUGACAGAUUCCUCUUCACAGUCUAAAUGAUCUUUUCUGCAUUGAAGUGAACCGACUGUCUCGUGCGAGCCUCGAUACAAUCAGGGUAAUUCUGCUGAAAUCUUCCCGUUAGGAAAGUAAAAUGGGAGCCGUUUUAGUGUUUGUGAACCAAGAAAAACGACGCGCAGAACGUUUACACCGAAGCCUUUUAGUUCCAGUCAAAUGAAAGUUAUGAACCCUCGCCACCUUUUCAAGGCUCAUUCAAGUCCUUUUCUAAAAGCACAGUUUUAUUUUUUUAUUUUUUUGUUUUGUUUUUUGUUUGCACUGUGGUGAAUGGGGCUGUGAACAAGCAGCCUUGAGCUUUUGGCAAAAGCAAAAUAUGUUUCUAUUCACACUGGGUUUGACCUUGGAGCUCCCCAGUGGGCAAUUACAGGCCAUGGUGGUAGAAUCCGUUUUCACUGUUCCCCUGAGUCACUCAGCUGUUUCUUUUUUUAGGCCUUCAUUUUAUGUUUGGUGCCAACUCCUCUUCACUGUAUUCACCCUGUGUGUGUUCCUCCUGUUGACCUGUACUCAGUUUAGUCGAAGGUCAAGUUACUUCAAAUAUAUGGAAUCAAACAAAAACAACAUCAAAAAAAGGGAAAAUUUCCAAAAAAAUGCACAUUUUUUAAAAUUAUUUAGGAAAAACAUGAUUUCAAAAUAUAAAGUCUAUAAUAAAUGUAAAUGAAGCAAGACCACAAAGGAAACAUUACAGUUGCUG
Molecule: messenger RNA, 2191 nt
Organism: Austrofundulus limnaeus
Lineage: Eukaryota; Metazoa; Chordata; Actinopteri; Cyprinodontiformes; Rivulidae
Gene: shtn1
Product: shootin 1
Biological process (GO): positive regulation of neuron migration; neuron projection morphogenesis
Cellular component (GO): axonal growth cone; cytoplasm; cell leading edge
Molecular function (GO): actin binding
Source: RefSeq, a predicted model, not a curated record